AUGGCCAAAUUUAUGGGACUACCGUUGGCAGUUUGCGCAAUAAGUCUCCACUUUUUUGGAUUCAUAGAUGCAGUGGAAUAUGAUUUCUUAAAUAGUAUGACCUCUUUGAAUACCAAUGCCCUAGUUGUAUUCCAGAUAAACAUGGAUGACAUUGGGAUUGCAACUCUGGCAUGCCCACGCCAAGUCAACGGUACUGAGUAUGUAUGGCAUCCCCAACCAACCGCUGAUCAUGACGUCAGUCUCAAAACCUAUGUGAUUGAAGAUGGCAAGUUUCACUCCGUCCCUUUUUCGAAGGUAGUGGUCACCGAAGCACCACUCCCAUAUGGUUGGAAAGUGUCAAAGGAGUCGCAAGCUGAGUUGCAUAUUGAUCUGAUGGAUGACCAUAUAUAUGCCAUUACUGAAGAACGUUUGGCGUUCAUUUGUGGUCCUAGAAAUUUGGUAUUGAGUGAUGCGCUGCAAGCCCGACUUGCUCGCCUACGGGAGAUUGAUGAAAGAGACGGUUAUUUAUGGGAUUCGACAGCACUAUUACUUGACGAAAUAGACAAGAUAGGGAAGAGUCUGGGGGUGAUAUACUUGCACAGAGGCCUCAAGCACAAACUUCUGCAGGGCUGCGGAAGCCGCCCCUCGAAACUCUUUGCUCCAGAUGAUGACGUGGCUGUAGACCCCAUCACGAACACACGAUCGUGUGUGGUAGAUCCGGUGUCGGAAUCGCCCAUCGGUUUUAUUUGUCAAGGGCGUAUUGAACCUGAUGAUUGCAUGAGGUAUCUCUUGGACAGUACGGGCAGAGUCGUGACUGCUCCUACACCACAUUUAUAUAGGAAUUUAGAUAAUCGUGAAAAAUGGGUUAUUGCGCAAUAUUUUAAUGGCGUAGCAUUACCCCGUUUCAACGGCGAAUGCCGAUGCAUAGAUCCUGGGACUGGUCACGUGAAGGCAAGGAUAGAGGUCCGUUGGAAAACUGAAUACAUUUGUGACAUAACCAGCAUGAUUGCCCGUAACAGGUUCAAUCCUAUUCGUGGGCCGUGGUGUUCAGUGAUGCUACAUCCGGGUGCUACGUUGACCAUAAAGUUGCCAAAACAGACAGUCAAGUCGAUUCCUACUAACGAGGAAUUCGAAGAAGACGGCGAUAUUGACGAGGAUGCUUUGAGAGUCCCAUACUCGCAACUUCCAUCUACACAUGCAUAUGAAAGUGAAUUCAAGCCGGACACGGAGUUGACGCUACGCCAAAUACAAACACUUUAUGACAUCAAUGAUUACGACGAAAUUUUCAUCCACGAAGCAUAUACUGGCGGCGCUCUUGAGGUAGAUGUAUCCCAAAUGGAGAGAGGAGAGGUGAAACUAAAGUACCGUAUGGACAGACCCCUGGCGUUAAGAAAAGGAUACAACUCGUUCUUAUAUCAUUGGACAGUCAUAUCUAGGAACGAAUACAUUAUCGAGAAGAUACGCGCUGUGGUGAACGUCUCACUUGCGCCUACUUAUCGCUACAAUAUUAUUGGUUGUGACAGAUGGAGACCAAGUAUGUUUGAUCCGGCAAAGGAUUUUGGCUCUGUUACAAUUAGAGACAUGCGGAAUGGUAUAGGGGAAACAUAUGAAUGGCUGUUAGAUGUCAGUAGUGGCGAGGAGCAAGCCGGCAUUCGAUGUGGUCCCAAUGAGGAUCUGCUUCCAAACAAUUGCGAAUCCACAGGAUACGAUCUUUCCUCCAAUCAGAUUGCGCCAUUUCCUACAUCUGUGCGCAAUGCCACACAUUACCCAAUUCGAGGAUUUCAGGUAUUCGAGAUGAGCUUCCAAAAUGUCCCCGUCAGUCACGCUUGUAGUUGUGUUGAUGUAAGUGGAUACGAGACAUCUAGACUUAUUUUAAAAUCCAACCGUCGUGAGGAGUAUGAGUAUACAGUAAGACGUGAAGACGCAAAUCAAAGGUUGCUGCCUUACUCAUUACUUCCCCUGAUCGAGGUGGCAUAUGUAUACGCCAAUAUAACUCCUAUGCGAUCAGUAAUGCUACACAACGCACCCCAGAUACCUAUAAAAUUACAUUCGGGAACAGAAUUCAUCAUGCGAUGUGUUCUUGAUGGAGGGUUGUACGACGAUGAGAAUAACGCCGGCGCAAUACCUAUCUGGUUACCAUAUUAUACUGGAUUCAACCAUUACAAAGUAGACACGACCGCAAAAGGAGAUAUGCUAAUUCCAAUGCGAAACGAAGAUAGAAUCGCUGGCACAAAAGGUGGAAUCGAGAUCAUUAUGUUAGAAGACAACAAUCAAUAUAGUGAUUUUACAAUAAAAUCCAAUAGCGGCGCAAUUUUGGUAUCUAGAGAUCCAGAUCACUCGGAGUACGUGUCAAUGACAUUCGUUUGCGGUAAGGAGUUUUCAGAAUCAGAUUUUGAUCAAAGCAUCAAUGACGUAUCUGCAGCUGACAUUCCCCUGACUUUAACGUUGUUGGAGGAAUACACGUGGAACGUAGUUCAAAUUGACGUAGAGAUGACGGACCCAUACAUACAAGGGUGCGGAAUAACUGACUCAAGAGAUACGUUAUUCAAGCCCGAGACACCCAACAUAUACGACGCUGACGGAGGAGAAAUCGGUUGCAAAAUCGACAUUCAGACCGCUAAGGAAGCAGCAUUCUACUGCCCGGCGCCGUACGUACUCGACCCACCCAACUGCUUCGACCAAGUGUUAGUGGAGGGUGAAGUGAUGAACCUAAGCGAGGUCAGCUAUUCGUUGGUAGCGUCUCGAACUAAUCACUUUGUCACGCUGGAGUUCGACGGCAAGGUAGUAGGAGCUGGGGAGACCCUUCGCCAGUCGCCGCCACUUGAAUGCCGCUGCGUCACUAUCAAGGGCAUCGUUCUCUCCACCAUCCAGGUUGAGAACUAUUACGCGAAGUAA
This is a messenger RNA of Babesia bigemina, 2874 nucleotides long. RefSeq lists its product as hypothetical. The transcript has a single exon. The record is from RefSeq and is a predicted model, not a curated record. Bases 1 to 2874 code for a protein of 957 amino acids. Lineage: Eukaryota; Apicomplexa; Aconoidasida; Piroplasmida; Babesiidae.